Messenger RNA from Cooperia oncophora, 513 nucleotides. The record is from the annotation of a GenBank genome assembly. Lineage: Eukaryota; Metazoa; Nematoda; Chromadorea; Rhabditida; Trichostrongylidae.
AUGACACUAUCAUUUGUGGCGAAUGAGUCAGCAGAAGAUGAGCACCCGUUCAAGGUGUUUCGUGUUGUUCCCACCACCGCAGCUCAGCUGAAGAGGAUGAUUGCUCUAUUUGAAACCGCGAAAACCGACGAACUCGACUUUUGGCAUGCACCCAGUGUUGUGAACAAUACUGUUGAUAUAAUGGUGUCGCCGUCUUUCACUGACAAAUUUGUUAAUUUCUUGGAGACUCAUAAUUACCCUUUCCACAUCGCUAUCGAGGAUCUGAAGAAGAAAAAGGCGUUGACGAGCAUGAUCUCGUCCGAGCGCACGAUGACACCGGUACAUUCAAUGGGCGAAUAUUACUCCUAUUCCACCAUCGUCUCGUGGAUGAAGAGGAUCGCUGACCGUAUGCCAGACAUUGCAAACGUGAUCGACAUCGGUACCAGUACAGAGGGAAGAAACAUACUAGGAUUGCAGGUGAUGAAAACGCUGAUCAUGUUGGAUUUCGACUUCCAGAAACAGGAACUUACCUAG